Messenger RNA from Liolophura sinensis, 6591 nucleotides. RefSeq names its product centrosomal protein of 95 kDa-like. Lineage: Eukaryota; Metazoa; Mollusca; Polyplacophora; Chitonida; Chitonidae. The record is from RefSeq and is a predicted model, not a curated record. Bases 1925 to 4993 code for a protein of 1022 amino acids. Gene Ontology annotation, cellular component: centrosome; spindle pole. The transcript has 23 exons.
UUGCAUGUUUCUGUAUGAUAACACCAAAUUUCACUUCGGCUCUGAGAAGUAUAUCUGGUUGUUGACACUAUGCAUUGUUAUGUAAACUCACGCUGACACAAGAGCAGUUGCGCCAUCAACACCGUUUUGACAUGAAUGAUUUAUCGUUGUUGAGCUGGAUUCUGUUAGUCAGUUUCAAAUUUUACGUAACUCGGUUGUCUCAGUGUUGAACAAUUAAAUUUCACUAGCGAGAGAAGUGAGGGAAAAAGUAAUGUAAGUGGUCAUUUUGUCAGUAGGUUACGGCCAGUUUCUGUUCUAAAUAUGUGCAUCUUGGUACAAUAGCAUAAUAUUAAGAAAACAUAGGUUAAUCAUUCAAUUGGUCAUGUAUUUUCCCAGGGUUCUACCGGGUUUCCUUCCACCAUAAUGCUGCCUGUCGUCGUAUAAGUGAAAUAUUUAUUAGAGUAUUUCAAUAACUAAAUAGAUAAUCAUUUACUAUGAUAGCUCAAUUAAAUUAACUGUUGGGGUCUAUUUUCAGCAUUUUCUGAUAUUUUCCUGCUUUAGUGCUCAAUUACCAAACUGGAAAAAUCCAGUUGGUCCUUUGCAGGAUGACAUGGGUUUUUAAAUCCAUUUUGAAUCGACAGCACACCCAGAUUUCUGGUGUGAACUAAAGUGAAUAGGACCUUCAUUAUAACCCCUGCAAGUAUAAAUCUUUUCCCAAGUCAAACGGUUGGUGAAAUCCAAAGAAAUAUUGCCUUCUGCCUGGUCACACUCACAUUGUGCAGUCAUGACAAGUCGAAGGUACUAAAAUCUUGGAACCAUGAGUGACAGCAUAGAUAUCAACCUAAAAACCAUGCUGUAAGUGUUAUAUGGCAAGUUUAGUGAGUGUCACCAAGGGUAGAUUGGGAACCAGAAUUUGCCCAGUUAUUCGAAUGAGAGAAGUUAGGGCUAGCAGUUGUGAAGAGUCAGAGGUCAACAUUUGUUUACAUCUUCUAUAUACAGCAAGCCUGAAAUGGAUUUAAACUUGUAUGAGUGAUUGAAAAGACCAAUCUCUUAGUCCAUGCAACAGCUGGCAUGUUCUGCUGUUUAAGAGUGUAUUUAUAGACCUAAUUCAUUCUGCAAAGUGCCUUGCGUAAUGUACCGACUGAAUUUUUCAGUUCAGUGAUUAAAUGGUGGAGCAGAUAAACGGAAAACAAUUGCUGAAAAUAGAUUGCAACAUUUUAUUGAAUAUCAGUGUGAACGAGUAAACUUUUUUGUCUUGCAAGACAUCAGGGAUUCUAGUCAUUCCAUACCCAAUAUGUAUAUGGUAUAUACUGGAUACCAUCUUUUGUCAAGUAGGAAAUGUUUUAUGAGAACAUGUAACUUAACAUAUAGAUCUCUAAUGAAAAAUAUUUGAAGGUAAAUGGCAUAUAUAUAUAUGAUGGAAAGAGACCAUGCUUGGCUAUAUGAAUAUAGAUUAUGUGAUAUUUACUUAAUACAGCUUUGCUAAAGGACAAACAUGGCUGACUUAGAUGUAGGUGAGUUUUUUUGAAAAUGUUUUCUUUGAAUAGUUUUAAUCAAACUGUCAUGAAUGUGACUUCUACAUUACUGUGAAGACAAACUUUUAUCAAUAAAUUUGUUGGAACUGUGAUGAUUUAUUGACCCAUGUUUCACAGAAAUACCUGGCUUAAAAAUGGCCUGCUCGUGCAAGAUCAGUUUCUCGUGGGUGGAGUUCGAAUUGUAAAUGCCCAUAUAUAUAUAGUUAUUUUCAUAUAUGAUAUACAGUUUGUGUACAGUUAAAAGUUACAGAUAAAGGAUACACGCACUCCUCCAAUAGGAUUAAUGAAGAUUCCAGGCUAGACUUACUUUUGUGGAUAUUCAUUCUUGUGUUAAAUGAUUUCUUUUUGUUCUUCUCAAAUUGAUUACAACAGUAAACAUGCCAGAGGUGUAUAAAAUAUAAAUUAUUAUCAUGAUAUCAUUCUCAGGUUUAGUCCAGCUGGCCAACAGUAUUUUGGAUCAGUUGCACAUAUCUAACCACAUUUCCAGUCUAAAUGAUCUGACAUCCGUUGUGUUUGCACUGAUUUAUGAAGGCCUUUGUGGUGAACGCAUUCCUGAUCUGAUUCAGAAGCCACGCAGUCAUCAGGAAGAGGUGCACAACUGUCAGCUGGUGAUUGAUGCCUUGUCCAUGGAUGUCCUGCACACAUCACUGUCACACAUCACAGGAGAGGACUUGGCAGCUGGGGACCAGAUCGCUGUCAGUAACAUGCUGGAGAUCUUUUCUGGGCUGAUGGAGUAUAUCCUCAACAAAAUAGAGAGUGACAUCUCUAGUACAGAUGGGGAUCCUGGCUUUGAGGUUGAGGAAGAUCCAGAUGCUCUCUCCUCCAACAUUAUUGAUGAUAUACUAGAAAAAGAACUUGAAAAGUCUAGAGAGCCUCAACAGUUGAGUGCCACUUGGCCAAGCAAGCCACCAGCAGGUAGUCAAACCCACAACAGAAUUAAUGCACGAGAGCGAUCUCCUGGUCAUUUGAAGACGAGCAGUAUGGCGACUGUGCAAGCACCAGCCACAUGGGCCACCUCAACUGCUGUAGGUUCUGGCAGGUUGCACAAGGUACCUGGUGACAGAGAGGCAACUUUGGGAAGAUGUACAUUAGACCAAAAUGAUGGAAGACAGAGGCUAGAGACGACAGACAGCCUGAUCAGAGAAGGGGAACUUCUGGAAAAACGGUUAAGAGAACCUCCUGUCCUGGAUGGACCAUCUUCGUCUCAAAGAGGAUCAGCAGACGCUGGGACUCCAGAACUGACCCCUCCCCAGAGAUCCAUGGGAGCUGCUGCAGAAUUUGAACAGGUGGGAGUGAGAGGUCCUUCACAGAGGAUAAGAGACCCAGAGAGAGAAUCUGCACAGCUAGGGACUCUGGCAGCCACUGACAAUACAGACAGGUUUCAUCACACAUAUACUCAUCAUCUGUAUCACCAUUAUAGUGAUCCUAGGACAAAGACUGGAGCGCAUGGAUCUAAGAAGGAUGACACGGAUGUGAUAACUGGUUCAAAGGCUACAGUGCCUGUUAUCACAGAGCAUCAGCAUCACCAGAGAGCAUCCAGGUUACCUGAGGAUACUGUCUUCACAGAGUCUACUAGGCUUACCACCCACAGUCGUGCUCAGACAGCUAACCUACUGCCCGGAUCUAAAGACCCUGAACCAUAUAGUCGAUCCUUAACUAGGUUGCAUUCUUCUGAUGUCAGGAGCAAACCUCCUCAGUAUGACAACCUUAAAGCUACUGUGGAGAAAACAGUUCAGAUGUCCAGGGAAGCUGUGAGCCCUGAGAGGCGAAGAAUGGUGCAAGAAAAUAUUCUGUCCGAUGACAUACGAGAGCGACUUAACCGAAUACAGGAGGAAUCCUCGGAAAUCAAGGAGCUGGCUGCGUCCCUAAAUCUUCCCCAGCCAGGGAGGCGAGUUGAUCGUGGAAAAAGUCUUCAUCAGAGUGCAGGACUUAGUAACCAGGGAGCUCAGGCAGAGAGUCCGAGCAGAAUCCCACGUAAGGUGUCUUUCCUGGUAGAAGAUGAUAGUGUGACCGACCCAUCUUCAGCUGAGACAAAUCCACAAGAGUCUCCCAUAAAGAGCAGUUUGCGACAGUAUUAUGAGGAGAGAUCACGAAGGAAGCCAACAGAAUUCAUCAGCAGUCAAGCUAAGUCAGGCCCUCUGCCCCACAAAGCUGUACUGGUGCCUCGUGUAGGGCGAGGUUACAGUUCUGACGGGGAUGUUGGGGGUCUAUCUGAUGGACUUUCCUCACCUGAGAGUAGCCCAGGGAGAACUACUUACAGCAAAAGGUAUGGUGACUUGCUGAUGGAAGACCUGGGCAAGGCACCAUCCAGAACUGAGGGACCACAGAAAAAGAAGAAAACUGUUGUGAACAUAUGCAGGAAGAAAGGUUCAGUAGAUGCCCUGAAAACUACCAAAAACUAUGUGGACAAAGAGAACAUCAAAGCCAGGAAGAAAGCUGAUUAUCUUCGAUUAUUGUACGAACGUGAGCUAGAGGAUUUUAGGGAUGAUCUCAAGGAACAGCGUGCACAGGAAAAAACCAAAACAGAAUCAGAAUACAAGAAGAAAGUUUUAAGUGCAAAGCCAAAAGUAACAACAAGUAAAACAACAGGUGUGACAGCUAGAAAAGCCACCUCUAGGGUAGGAAGAACCAAAGCAAAACAGAGGCGCCGCAGUGCCUCGGCCAGUCCAUCUGUGGGUGGAAGGAUAGCUGACACAACCAUUGAGCCUGAGAACAACCUUUUCACCAAAUUGUACGAGGAAUUCCCGUACCUGUAUUUAUCACCGGACACGUGGCAUGAGCUAUGGCGUCAGGGGAUCCAGCAAAUAGAGAGACUUACAAGGGCUCAACAAGCUGUUCAAACACGCAAAAAUAGAGGCAUCCAACAGUUAGAGGAAGCAGAAGACAGGCAGAAAAUUCUAUUAAACAUCUUGAGGAAAGAGAUGUCUCACAGUCAGAGAAUGAGAGAACAAAAAUUAAAGAGAGAACAAGAGCUGUCUGUCAAAAACAAACUACAUGAGAAACGCAUGCAGUCAGCAAGAUCCAGGAAGUAUUACAAUGAGUACCAGGUCCGAUCAAGGGCAAAGAUGUUAAAGAGAAGAACAAAGGAAGAGAUGUUAUUCAAGAAACUAUUCCGUGAUGGGUUAGACAUCCAGAAAGACAGGAUAAGAGAACUGAGAAGAUAUGCCAAGGAGCAGCGAGAGAUUCAGGCACAGGAGAGGCAGAAUGAUAUUGAUUCUCUGGAAAAUUAUUACCGUGAUCAGUUUGAAAUGCUGGCAGAGUCAGUUACCCGUGAGAGAGAGGAACAGCAGCUGAGAGAGAAAGCACAGUCCAGGGUGUUAGAACAGAUGAAGAAAGAGCUGAGAAAGAAAAUGGAACGUGAAAUACAAGACUUCCAGGAGCAGUUAUUCCGAGAUGAUGAUGACAUUUACUUCAGACAGCUGGAUGCAGAUAGACUGAAGGAGGAGCUACGUGUAGCUAAAUACCAUGUCAAAGUCUGAUAACAGGCAAUUAGUUAUUCAGAAUGAUUCAGCCGUCCCAAUUCCAUCAAAGCGUUAUGUCCUGGAGAGAAUUAACUGUGUUGUUAGUGUCCUCGACAAAGUGUAUGGAAUAUGCUCAUGGGAUUUAACUUUUUGAAUACCGUGAUGCUAAUAUUAUUAAAAUCAACAUAUUUCCUCAGCUUGUGCACAUACAUUAUUAAACAUUCAUGUGAUUGCUGAUCAUGUUCUGUGAUAAAAUAAUUAUUCUAUGAUGUUUUUUUCAAUAUUAUUAGUGAAAUAAUGUACAAAACAGAAUUCUUUUAUGAACUGUGAUCUUGUAAAUAUUUCAAACUUUAAUGAUGUAAAAACUAGCAUUUUUGUACAGAGUGGUAUAUAUGAAAGCAUGUAAGGAGGAGCAUUAAAAUCCCUAAAAUAUGUACAUGUGAAAAAAUAUAACAAAGGAUCUAGUUCUCCCCAAAAAAAGUGAAAUAAUCUUUUGAACAUUGUACAGCAUUUGGAUAUUGUUACAUCUCACACCAAAAUGUCAUAUUUAUCACAGGGAAAGGCUUAUCAAAGAGACCUCAAUGAUGCAGUUCCAGAAUCUUUGUGAAUGUUUGCAAGUCCUGAACCCUGUGGAUGAUGCUUAAUACAUAUAAUUGUAAUGAAUGUCGUGGAAUUUUUAAUACCAUGUUUAUGAACUUGUUUUAAGGUUGUUUUGCUCUUUUUGUAUUUAAUAUGUUAUGUUGCACUGUAAUCAUAAUGUGACAUCUCUGCAGUCACAACUGUUUCUAACCAUUAAUGUCAACUGUAACACAAAUGGGUGAUAAUGUUGCCAUACUUAUGUGGGGAGCAUCUGUCAUGGACUGGUCAAACAUGUUUAUUAUUCUCAACAUCAUUAAUAGAUCUGGUAACAUAUGUUCAUAAUAUUCACCGUUAUUCUCCAAGCUUAUGCUUAUACCAUCAUUCGUCUUAUUGGAAUAUUAUGACCUCUAUAUAUGUACAAAACUAAAAGUAACGUGCACAAAAUGCAUAUGCUGAGGGGCUACAUAUGACUGGUUCAAAUGUGAAUGUUUUGGUUGCCUCUGUGAAUAUGCAGUAGCCAGUAGGGAGAUUUAAACGGGUUUAUUUGAUCCUGUAUGCUAUGGCGCCUAGGCCAAUUCUACCUGAACAAUAACCAUAUAACAGAAGCACACCUGCAAUAUGUGUGAUGAACUGGAACAGGUGCAACGUUAAACCAUGUGAAUGUCUGUGAUGUAAUGAACAAAUAAAUCACUUGCAACUGAUCCAUAAUUUAUUUGGUUUUAUUUAACAAAAUACAUACUCACAAAUUUGCAACUUGCAUUACAUUUUGGAAACACUUUCCCUGCCAAGUUGUUAACAUUUGAGGAAUUGUAUUUCAGAUUAUUCUAUACUAUAGCAGGUCAAAUUUUUCAAUUUCUCUGUUAAUCUGUGGUGGAAAAACACAUCUGAGGGAAAACCUUUGGAGUGACUCUGAAGGAGGUCACAUUUCUGUGACCAACAUCCCAAGCUUACAGCUUUGUUCUCAGCGUUGGUGAUUUUGAAGGUCUGUAACGAAUGUUAAGCAUUACCUGGUACCCAUCUGAACAUUCUUCCUCACU